Columba livia (rock pigeon) is the source of this 1503-nucleotide messenger RNA. It is a transcript of the gene RPUSD4, whose product is annotated as RNA pseudouridine synthase D4. Gene Ontology annotation, molecular function: pseudouridine synthase activity; RNA binding. The coding region runs from base 345 to 1391 and encodes 348 amino acids. The record is from RefSeq and is a predicted model, not a curated record. Gene Ontology annotation, biological process: enzyme-directed rRNA pseudouridine synthesis. The transcript has 7 exons. NCBI's taxonomy places the organism in Eukaryota, Metazoa, Chordata, Aves, Columbiformes, Columbidae.
GCGGCGGGGACGUCCCCUGAGGCCCGCCCUGAGCGCCGCCGCCAUUGGCUGAGGUGGAUGUCACUCGGAUGUUUGUCCUUUUCCGAUUGGCUGAGUGGGCUGAAGCCCCGCCUCUGCGCUGCAUCCAUUGGCUGGAAAAGGGAAAGCCUGGAAGGAAGAUGGCGGCGGCGAGAGAGGGCGGAGAGCGGAGAGCCUCCCCUGAGACCCGCCCUUUGCACCACAGCCAUUGGUCGGCCCGAGCGUCGCUCAGCUCCCCACCCCUUCCGAUUGGACGAGUGGGCUAAACCACCGCCUCCGCUCCAUCGCCAUUGGUCAGAAGGAGAAAGAGGGGCAGAGGCGGGAAGAUGGCGGUGGCGAGCGGCAGCCUGCGGCGCUGCUGGCGGCCGGCCGCGGCCUUUCACCGCGCUGCGCACACCGGGCGGGCGGAGCCGCUGCGGGCUGAGGAUCUAGCGGAGCGGCUGCGGGCGCGGAAGAGCGAGGAGGAGAAGCGGGAGACCCCCCCGGACCCGGCGCGGCGGCGGCUGCGGGAGCUGGCGGCGCUGGGCGAGCGGCUGCAGCGCGUUCACCCCAACGUGCUGGCCAAAGCGCUCCGGCGAGGGACCGUGUACCAGGACGAGGAGAUCGUGGUGAUCAACAAACCCUACGGGCUCCCCGUGCACGGCGGCCCCGGGGUCAAGAACAGCAUUGCAGACGUGCUGCCGAUAUUGUCCAAGAUGCUGGAGAACAUGAAAGCUCAACCCUUGCACCUUUGCCACCGGCUGGACAAGGAGACCACGGGGCUGAUGGUGCUGGCGCGGAGCGAGGAGGCGGCGGAGCAAAUCCGGCUGCUCUUCAAAACCCGCCAGGUGGAGAAGGUUUACUGGGCGAUUAGCGUGGGGGUCCCAGACCCCACCGAGGGAAUCGUGGAGAUCCCCAUCGUGGAGAAGCAGGUGCAGAGCCACCAGCCGCACUACAAGAUGACACUGGCCCCCAACUACUGCCUGGCUCCCGAGGACGGAAAAGUGCUGAAAAUCCGCAAGAAGCGGGACGCCGAGAGCGCCGUGACGCGGUUCCGCGUCCUGGGCAGCUCCUCCGCCUGCUCGCUGCUGGAGCUCCAGCCCAUCACGGGGGUGAAGCACCAAAUCCGCGUCCACUUGGCGUACGGGCUGGGCUGCCCCGUCCUGGGGGAUCACAAAUACUCGCACUGGAGCAAAUUGGCGCCCCAGAAACUUCCCGAAAUCACGCUGAGGCGGCUGAAGCUGGCGCAGAGCAAAGCCCGGCACGUCCCCCUGCACCUCCACGCCCUGCGGCUCUCGCUGCCCCUGCGCCAGCGCGUCGAGCUCUUCUGCAAACCGCCCCCCUUCUUCCAAAACACCCUGAACAAGCUGCAGCUGGACAUCGCCAACGAAUAACGAGGAUUUCGGUCUCUUGGCGGUGAGAAGAGCCGCUCACCGGGACAAACGGGGUGGGGGAUUUGUCCAAUUUGUGUUUGGAACGUGCAAUAAAAGCCCCGGAUGGCUCCGA